This is a messenger RNA of Pelobates fuscus (common spadefoot toad), 1264 nucleotides long. RefSeq names its product galactoside alpha-(1,2)-fucosyltransferase 2-like. The record is from RefSeq and is a predicted model, not a curated record. Gene Ontology annotation, molecular function: galactoside 2-alpha-L-fucosyltransferase activity. The transcript has 2 exons. NCBI's taxonomy places the organism in Eukaryota, Metazoa, Chordata, Amphibia, Anura, Pelobatidae. Gene Ontology annotation, cellular component: membrane. Gene Ontology annotation, biological process: carbohydrate metabolic process. Bases 146 to 1228 code for a protein of 360 amino acids.
CCUUCCCUUGGCUUACACAUUCACAUGUGUGUAAAAAAGGAUCUGAUCUACAGGUGCUACGUUUGUUUUACACAUUUCAUUAAAAAGAUAACCUGCUCCGGAGGACCUCGUAUUAAAAGAAGACAGACUAACUUAAAGAAGAAAAAUGACAGCAGACAACAGCCCUAGAAUGAACCAUAAGCCUGUAUUGAUUGGCUUAUAUAUUGUACUCUUUUUCUUCGUUGUCAACAUGUCCUAUUUUUACCAUAGCAGCUCAACAGUUAUAUCAAUGCCAGUUAUUAAAUCGCUUAGAGAUGCGUUAAAAAAACCAGAACCAAUACAACUCCAAUGGACUACAAUAGCCAACACGAAAGCCACUGAGAGGCCUCUCACUGGUAUGUGGACAGUAAAUGCUAUUGGUCGUCUAGGUAAUUUAAUGGGAGAGUACGCCACACUCUACGCAUUGGCAAAACUGAAUGGUCAUGAAGCUUAUAUCUUGCCGGAAAUGCAUGCACAGUUAUCCAAAAUCUUUAAAAUUCGACUGCCAGCAAUUCACCCAGAUGUUCUAAAAUCCAUUCCAUGGAGAAAUUAUGGACUUCAUGAUUGGAUGUCUCCAGAAUACAAUAACAUCCAAGGGGAGUACGUUAGAUUAACUGGAUAUCCUUGCUCAUUUACCUUCUACCAUCACAUAAGGGAUCAGAUUCUCAAGGAGUUUACAUUUCAUGAUUAUGUUAAAAAAGAAAGCAAUGAUUACCUUGCUAACAUCAUAGGAGAUCGGAAAAAUGUCACCUUUGUUGGAGUACAUGUCCGAAGAGGAGACUAUGUGUAUGUAAUGCCAAACACAUGGAAAGGUGUAAUCGCUGACAAGGGAUACUUGCAGAAAGCAAUGGACUAUUUCAGAAACAAGUAUGAAAAUCCCUUGUUUGUGGUGACCAGUAAUGGUAUGGAUUGGUGCAAGGAGAACAUUAACAAUUCAUUAGGGGAUGUCCACUUUGCUGGAGAUGGCAAGGAAGGUUCUCCUGGACGAGACUUCGCCCUCCUGGCACACUGUAACCACACUAUCAUGACUAUAGGGACAUUUGGCAUCUGGGUUGGAUAUCUGGUGGGAGGCGAGACAAUUUACCUUUCAAAUUAUACCUUACCCGAUUCUCCUUUUCUCAGACUUUUCAAGUAUGAAGCUGCUUUUCUACCUGAAUGGAUCGGUAUUCCAGCAGAUCUCUCACCCCUUCUGAAAAAACACAACAAAUAAUACAAUAUCACAAAAUCUAGCAAUUAUUUAUAAAAC